AUGGCUUUGUUCAUGGAGGCAGAUUUCCCACUAGUCAAGCCGAACCACCAGGCAGAUGUGCUGGAUUUGAAAGGGAUGUCUGGGGAACAGGCACACUGUAAAGUAUCUACAGAUGCGCACAAAGAGAGUGCUCUUUCUUCCGCGGAGCCGGAUGGGGCAGCCUGUCUACCCGAGGGUCCGAGAAAAAGGAAGAGGACCAUCUUUAGCCGAGCUCAACUGUCCGAGCUGGAGCGAGCCUUUGCUGUGACGCCCUACCCAGACAUCACCCUCAGAGAGAGGCUAGCCGUCCACACACACUUGCCUGAGAGCAAGAUACAGGUGUGGUUUCAGAACCGAAGAGCCAGAAGUAUCAAGACUGGGAGAAUACCCAAGUCCACCAAACAUGUUCUUGGAAGUAGACUUGCAGAACCUAUCUCUGGGGUGGUGACCUCGGCUUUCCCUGCUCAAACCACCCUGGCAGACAUAUUCAGACCAGAGCAAAACCAGUUCUGUGAUGACAUCUCACACUUUUACUCUGACUGGAUCCAACUCUACAGCAACCAAAGGACACCAUCCACUUCCUCAAUCCACCAGCAACCCUCCCUUGGAAUCUCAAAGAAUUCAGAGUCUCAACUGUGGGAAGAGGAGCGGCAUCAGCGGCAGCAAAUGGGAACAACCGUACCGUCUCUCAUUCCUGCUUCUUUUUCACACCCCAUCACCAGACAACCUCACUGUGCUGCAUCUCAUCACUCCUACCAGUCCCUCAGGAACUUCAAGGCCCAGAACCUGGCUCAGGGUGAGGCUCAUCAGGCUAUCUACGGGGGCGGCGCCGGAGGCCACAUUUCUGUCGACCAAGUUGUUCCUUCUCACUCUCAGCCGACAUGCUGGGAGGUAACUCAGGACCAAGGACCUCACCACCACCAUCACACACAAAUGACACCACAGACCUCAAUGGGCUAUAUCUCAGACCUGAUCUAUAAUGCUGCCAUUGUAACCAACUUCCUGGAGUUCUGA
This is a messenger RNA of Syngnathoides biaculeatus (alligator pipefish), 993 nucleotides long. It is a transcript of the gene sebox, whose product is annotated as SEBOX homeobox. Gene Ontology annotation, molecular function: DNA binding. The transcript is spliced from 3 exons. The coding region runs from base 1 to 993 and encodes 330 amino acids. The record is from RefSeq and is a predicted model, not a curated record. NCBI's taxonomy places the organism in Eukaryota, Metazoa, Chordata, Actinopteri, Syngnathiformes, Syngnathidae.